Molecule: messenger RNA, 906 nt
Organism: Exophiala aquamarina CBS 119918
Lineage: Eukaryota; Fungi; Ascomycota; Eurotiomycetes; Chaetothyriales; Herpotrichiellaceae
Exons: 2
Coding region: 1-906 (301 amino acids)
Source: RefSeq, a predicted model, not a curated record
AUGAGUUCGGGAUCAGAACCCCCGCCUAUGAGCCAUUCCGCUGCCUACUAUGACCGGAGAAGCAGUCCCAGAUCUCCUCACCAAUACUGUCAAUAUUCUCCGAAUUCCUCACUAUCCCGACCUUCGCCAACAUACUUCAUUCCCGGCAACAAAGCCCCUGUUGCUUCGCGACGGACAGACCCCAAUCGAGCACAGAGUUCUGUUUCUAGUGGCGAAUCCGGGUCAACGGUUGCUUCGGAUUUCAAGUCCUUUCCGAACAAACAAUCAUUUCAAUAUGCUUCCCAGGCAGAGAGGGGCCUAGUGGGCGAGGAGGAUGUCAGAGAGUCAUACAUCAGUUCACAAGCACAUAGAGAGGCGCCCAUCGGCAGUCAUGCGCAAUCUGAGAUGAUAGAAGACCAGUCGGCUGUUCUUCGUUACAUACAACAACACCAAGCCGAGGACGAGGCUGACAAAGAGGCUGACCAUGCGAUAUGGAUAUUGUUAUGGAUGUCCUUUCUAGAUCCUUUGCACUGCUUAUUCAGUGCCAUCUUCUCAAUAUUCGCUGUUUUAGUUAUCAUCAUAUUACUUCCUCUACGGAUAUGCAGACGGGAAUCUUCCUCGAGCACUGUCUUAAUACGAAUGGUCGGCCCGGUUUUCCGGAAUCAUCUUCAGAUGAUCUGUGCCAGAUCGUUGACCAGUGCUCACACCUUCGAGUUCAGCCCUGCUUGUCUCAUCUUCAUACAUGUUGUAUCGCCCAUAAUCAGCAUCGGCAACGCUGUUGCUGCAUGGGUGUCGGCAGUCUUUUGGGUGUUCGCCAUCAUCAUGGGUAACCCAGACGGCACGGAAAAGCGAGAUGACGGCCGAGCAACAGUCUUAGGAUUGCGAGAUUGGUGGGAGAAAUGUCUGCUAUAUGCCAUAAGAAAGUAA